AUGGUGAAAUCUUUGAAGAAGAAGUAUAAUUUGAAUAUGUUAGGAUUACUUGAAACAAAAAGAGAAGUGCUUACUAAAUAUAAUAUUGCAAGGCUUUGGGGACAUAGUUCUGUUGAUUGGGAGUUUGUGGAGUCUGUAGGGACGGCUGGGGGUCUAUUAUUGAUUUGGGAUGAGGUAGUGUUUAAAAUACAGAAUUGUUAUAAAGGUGAGCGGUGGUUAUGCGUUGAAGGCGUGCUAACGAAGACCAACUUCCUUUGUGCUUUUUGUCUGGUGUACGGAGCGCAUGCGAGGGAGGAGAAGCAGGGGGUGUGGGAAGAAUUGAGCUAUGUUGCGGGUUUGUGUUCGGUCCCGUUCUACUUUUUAGGGGACUUCAAUGAAAUUUUGCAAGUUGAGGAUCGCAAAGGGGUGACUAGCUUGCCAGCAUCAUCGGACGAUUUUAAAAGUUGGGUGUAUGACAUGCAGUUGAUGGAUUUACCUUUGACUGAUAGGAAGUACACAUGGUUUCGAGGUCGUUCCUGUAGUCGGAUUGAUAGGGUUUUGGUCAAUGUUGAAUGGGCUGAGAAGUUCCCGGAUAUUAGGAUAAAAGGUGGGCCGCGAGGGUUGUCUGAUCACUACCCGUUGAUUGUGGAAGGUACGCGUUUAGGAGGGGGUCCUAGACCAUUCAGAAGUCUAGAUUCCUGGUUUACGCAUGAGGGCUUUCUAAGAAUGGUAAGAACUGAAUGGAGAAACUUGGGAGAUGCUCAGUUCACAGGGAAGCUGAAGGCUUUAACAAUACCACUACGGCAAUGGCACAAGAAUACCUUUAGGGACAUGGAUAAGAGACUGAUGAGGUUGGAGGAGGAGAUCACAAAGCUGGACAAUUUAGUCAGUAAUGGAAUUUACGAUGGUACAACGGAGGCUAGAAGGAAGGCACUGGUGAGCUUUUGUGAAAAAUGGUACAUCAGGAAGGAAAUCCACUGGAAGCAGAUGUCUCGGUCCCAGCAUGCUGCCAACAUGGAUAAGAAUACCAGAUACUUCCAUAACAUUGCCUCGGCCAGAAGACGGAGUAAUAGGAUCGAUGCUCUGAUGAUCCAUGGAAGACUGGUGCGGAAUCAGGCGAGGAUUAAAGGUGCAAUUAGGGGGUUUUACAAGGAUUUAUAUAGACAGGAUUACGCGCCGAGGAUUGGUGUCAGGGAUGGGUUGGUAAAACAGAUUAGUAGAGAUGAGGCUGAAGCUCUAGAAGUUUUGCCAUCGGCGGAGAAAAUCAAGGAGGCAGUGUGGGAUUGCGGAUCUUCCAAGGCCCCAGGGAGUGAUGGGUACAACAUGAACUUUAUAAGAAAUGCUGGGAGGAUAUUGGUCAGGAAUUCAGUGCAGCGGUACUAA
This is a messenger RNA of Arachis ipaensis, 1362 nucleotides long. NCBI's taxonomy places the organism in Eukaryota, Viridiplantae, Streptophyta, Magnoliopsida, Fabales, Fabaceae. The record is from RefSeq and is a predicted model, not a curated record.